Magnolia sinica is the source of this 1625-nucleotide messenger RNA. RefSeq names its product UDP-galactose/UDP-glucose transporter 5B-like. Gene Ontology annotation, molecular function: 3'-phosphoadenosine 5'-phosphosulfate transmembrane transporter activity. The transcript has 11 exons. NCBI's taxonomy places the organism in Eukaryota, Viridiplantae, Streptophyta, Magnoliopsida, Magnoliales, Magnoliaceae. Gene Ontology annotation, biological process: transmembrane transport. Bases 232 to 1269 code for a protein of 345 amino acids. Gene Ontology annotation, cellular component: endoplasmic reticulum membrane; Golgi membrane. The record is from RefSeq and is a predicted model, not a curated record.
CCGCGCAAAACCCUUUCCGUAUCUCGCUCUUCCCAUUCCCACGUGUGUCCGCCCAUUUCUCCCAACGUCGUCCAAGCUCAGAAGUCAGCUCUCUCUCUAUCUCUCGCCGAUCCCAAAAUCUCGCGCCCUAAAAAUCCCACCUGCUCUUGGGUUCUUCUUCGCACUCAGCAGACUCCCCUUUCAGUCCCUUCUUUCACCUUCGAUCCAUCAGACCGUCCGUUUUGAUGGACCAUGGCCGAACCGCUGAUUCCCAUAAUCGAGAAGAAGCCCGUGUGGAAAUGGAUCUUCGCCGUCGGCGGAAUCAUGAUCACCCUCGUCAUCUACGGCGUCUUGCAGGAAAAGAUCAUGAGAAUUCCAUACGGGCAAAACAAGGAAUUUUUUAGAUAUUCGUUGUUUCUUGUUUUCUGCAACCGCAUUACGACAUCUGCUGUUUCUGCAGGCGCUUUAGUGGCAAGUAAAAAAACCUUGAAUCCUGCAGCUCCAAUCUAUAAAUACUGCGCUGUAUCAAUAUCUAACAUCCUGACAACAUCAUGCCAGUAUGAGGCCCUCAAGUACGUCAGUUUCCCAGUUCAGACACUUGCGAAAUGCGCAAAAAUGAUACCGGUUAUGAUCUGGAGCACAGUUAUCAUGCAAAAGAGAUAUAAUGGGCAAGACUACUUUUUUGCUGUGCUUGUGACACUGGGGUGUUCCAUAUUCAUUCUAUAUCCAGCAGCAGCUGACAUUAGUCCAUACCAUACGGGAAGGGAAAGCACAGUCUGGGGCGUUUUCCUAAUGAUGGGUUAUCUUGGGUUUGAUGGUUUCACAAGCACAUUCCAGGACAAAUUGUUUAAGGGCUAUGAUAUGGAAAUACACAACCAAAUAUUCUAUACAACAUUUUGUUCUUGUAUUCUCAGUUUAAGUGGACUUGUGAUACAAGGACAUCUUCUAUUGGCAGUAGAAUUUGUGUUCCGCCAUCAAGAUUGCCUUUUCGACAUUUUAUUGCUCUCAACUGUGGCAACAGCUAGUCAAUUCUUCAUUUCCUACACCAUCCGAACAUUCGGGGCCCUUACAUUUGCUACUAUAAUGACCACGAGACAGCUGGUGAGCAUCUUUCUGUCAUGUGUUUGGUUCUCACAUCCCCUCAGCUGGAAGCAGUGGAUUGGCGCUGUUAUUGUUUUCGGCACCCUUUAUGCAAGGAGCUUCUUGAAAAAUAGACCACAAAAACUGGCACAAUCAGACCAUAUUUAUGGUGGGAAUGGAAAUCGGUUGAAUGGAAAUGAAAACCGCUGAUACCAGAGUGAUCUCCUGUUUCAUAUUGGACAGAGAGUGGAGUUAUCGGUCCAUAGAUUGUACUCAAUUUGAACAUGAGUAGUGCUGGAGUCGAUGAGUGGGUACGACAGGGAUGAAUGUGGAAGUGGUGGCUGCUUGUAGCUUCGAUAUGAGGUUGGCGAUACAAAAAAAAAAGGGAUACAGAAAAAGAAAAUUGACAACAGAAACCAUGCAUAAUUGAAUUUUUUAUUGAAAUCUUGCUGGAAUAUUAUGUCAGCAUUCUCUUUGAAAGGUGGUUUCGAUCUCUUACGAAAAACUAGCUGUUGUCCCAAGCUUCUUUUUUUCCUGUCUUAAUCAGAAGACAUUUGCUUGAGAUC